Messenger RNA from Echinococcus granulosus, 315 nucleotides. RefSeq lists its product as hypothetical. The record is from RefSeq and is a predicted model, not a curated record. Lineage: Eukaryota; Metazoa; Platyhelminthes; Cestoda; Cyclophyllidea; Taeniidae. The transcript is spliced from 3 exons. The coding region runs from base 1 to 315 and encodes 104 amino acids.
AUGAUGACUUUCUUCCAAUUAAUCAACUGGUCUUGGAUAUUAUUUAAUAAAAAUGGUAAGAAGAAGACGACGACGAUUUUCUGGAUUUCGUCAAUUUUACACCGUUCUUCAGAGUCUUUUCAGUCAAAAAAUGACAGUUAUAUUACCCAUUCAAACAGCCACUAUUACAAAAUUCGACAAACUAUAUUAAUGGAAAAAUGUUUGCGCGUACAUUUUCAUAAAAAGUUAUUUAUAAAAGAUAAUACUCUAUGGAUAAUGCAGGAUAAUCUGUUCUUGCAGCUUAGUAUGUUUAGUGUGAAAGGAAGAGCUCAAUGA